UUUUACAAAAAUCAACAAUGAUGGAUAUUGGUGUAAAGAUUUACAAUUCAAAAUCAAAUUCUAGGUAUAAAAUAUGAGUGUCUGCAAUAAUUAACAUUAUCACGUGAUAGUGCGUAAAUUUUAUAGUUUUUCUCCUUAAGUUAUAAAAAUGAUGCCAAUGGACUUGCUCAUCAUCUGCUCCAUCCUAGGCAUCACCCAGGGUCUUCCUCAGAAGCCGAACCUCGACGCCAUCUUGAAUCGACGUACAGAUGUGUACAUUGCUGGGUUCUUCCCCUUCGGCAAGGGGGUUGAAAACUCUAACACUGUAGGUCGAGGCGUGAUGCCGAGCGUCAAGCUGGCGCUGGACCACGUGAACGAGCACGAUACUGUGUUGAGAAACUACCGGUUGCAUAUGUGGUGGAAUGAUACUGAGUGCAAUGCAGCGGUUGGUGUGAAGUCGUUUUUUGACAUGAUGCACAGUGGGCCACACAAGUUGAUGCUGUUUGGCGCCGCGUGUACACACGUCACGGAUCCCAUUGCUAAAGCGUCUAAACAUUGGCAUCUUACACAGUUGUCCUACGCGGACACGCACCCAAUGUUCACAAAAGAGGCGUUCCCAAACUUCUUCCGCAUCGUACCCUCGGAGAACGCUUUCAACAUCCCGCGGAUUCGCCUGCUCGAGCACUUCAACUGGACCAGGGUUGGCACGCUGUACCAGAACGAGCCGAGAUAUGCGCUGGCUCAUAAUCGUCUACUCGCUGAUUUAGACAAUGGAAGUUUCGAGAUCGCAGAAACUCAAAGUUUCGCAACUGAAGUUAGAACAGCGCUGAAUAAACUGAAGGAAAAGGAUAUAAGAAUUAUUUUGGGCAACUUUAACGAAACUUGGGCGAUGAGGAUCUUCUGUGAAGCUUACAAGCUGGAAAUGUAUGGUCGUGCGUACACCUGGCUCCUCUUGGGCACGUACAGCCACAAGUGGUGGCAGCGGCGCGCGCCCUGCGCUCAGCGGGAACUCGCCGCCGCGUUGGACACCGCCAUACUGACCGAUCUGCUGCCCUUGUCUACCACUGGGGAGACCACUGUGUCGGGGAUUACAGCAAAAGAUUAUCAAGUGGAGUAUGACCGAAGACGAGGCGUCGAAUAUUCCAGGUUCCAUGGCUACACGUACGAUGGCAUUUGGGCAAUGGCUCUAGCGAUUCAAACGGUAGCUCAUCGCGUGAAGUUGAAAUACAAAGAGAGGACAGUACAAGACUUUCGCUACCGAGACAAGGAGUGGGAGCAAUUGUUUCUGGAUGCGCUCACUAAUGUCACUUUUGAAGGAGUUACGGGUCCUGUACGUUUCUACGACAACGAGCGCAAGGCUUCCAUUCUUUUAAAGCAGUUCCAAGGAGACCUGGUGGGGGAAGUGAAGGUUGGAGAAUAUUGUGCUGAGAGAGAUCACCUCGACUUGAGCAGUGGAGACCCUUUCAAGUGGAUUGGGAAGAACCCACCAAAAGACCGCACCCUCCGUUUGAUCGAGCACACGCAAGUGAAUCUGACGAUCUACAUCGUGCUGGUCUCCUGCUCCUGUAUCGGCAUCCUGCUGGCCACUGGCUUCCUUGCUAUGAAUAUACAUUAUAGGAAUCAGAGGUACAUAAAAAUGUCGUCUCCACACUUGAACAAUCUCAUCAUCGUGGGCUGUAUGCUUACGUAUAUGAGCGUCAUCUUCCUCGGCCUCGACUCCAGCCUCAGUAGCAUCGCGGCGUUUCCAUACAUAUGUACGGCACGAGCGUGGCUCCUGAUGGCAGGAUUCAGUUUAGCUUUUGGCGCCAUGUUCUCUAAAACUUGGCGCGUUCACUCCAUCUUCACUGACGUCAAACUUAAUAAGAAGGUAAUUAAAGACUACCAGCUGUUCAUGGUGGUAGGGGUCCUAUUAUGCGUGGACCUGGCCAUCAUGACCACCUGGCAGAUAUCAGACCCUUUCUACAGAGCCACGAAACAGAUGGAAGCUUAUCCCCAUCCAACAAGUGAAGAUAUCGUUAUAGUACAAGAGAAUGAAUAUUGCCAGUCGGAACGAAUGCCCAUAUUUAUUGGAGUUAUUUAUAUCUACAAAGGAUUAUUAUUGGUGUUCGGUGCGUUUCUCGCGUGGGAGACGCGUCACGUGUCCAUCCCGGCGCUCAACGACUCGAAGCACAUCGGCCUGUCCGUGUACAACGUGCUCAUUAUGUGCAUCAUGGGCGCGCCCAUAGCGCUGGUACUAGCUGAUCACAAGGAUGCGCUCUUCGUAUUGAUCUCAAUUUUCAUCAUUUUCUGCACAACCGCUACUCUUUGUCUGGUGUUUGUUCCAAAGCUACUCGAACUGCGCCGUAACGGGCAGCCAGGUGCAACGGGCACACGUAUCCGCGCCACACUGCGGCCUGCGGCCGCACACGAGGUGCGCUCGCCCGGGCCCGAGCUCGAGCGCCGCCUCAAGGAGCUGCGCCACUACAACACGCGCUACCGCCGCACGCUGCAGGCCAAGGAGACCGAGCUGCAGAUGCUACUCAGCAAACUAGGCGAAGAUAUCGAUGCAUCAAUAAAGGACGCCAAGUCGCCAGCGACACAACGCACCAAAUUGCACAUACCUAAAGAAAACAUCAGUCAUCCUGAGACGAGCGACAUAACAUCGACGUGCAGUCUGAGCGCAUCCGCGGCGGACAACGAGUUCACCAGCAUCGCAUCGCAACUACUUGUUGAUAAGCCAAAACCAAUAGUCCAAGAAGUGAAAGAAGUAAAGGAACCAAAGAAAGAACAGACAAAGAACGUAUCCUUCAAGAACCACCUCGACUACACCAGCCCACCUUCUUCCAAAGCCGUGCCGGAGAAGGACCAGCUAGCUAAAUUACCUUAUGGAUGGUCUGCGAAUGAGGAAGAACUUCCUAAACCAGAGCCAAUAAAAGCCGAAACUAAAACAAUCCCAGCGCUGAAAACCAGCACCGCUGACCCGGCCAAGUCAGUGCCGACCAAGUUACAGGAACCCAUGUAUAUUAAGACUGCACCCAAGGUUAAUAAGACGCCAGAACUCCAGAAAAAAAUCAAAACCCCCGAGGGUAUGAAGACCCCACCAAGAGAAUCCCGUACCCGUGCCCAUAGACGCAGUGGAUCUGGACAUGUGCUGCUGUCUGACCUCAUGAGGGUGUCUUCUGAUGACCAGGAACCACCUCCAGGGUUGGAGAGGAAGGUUAUUGGCCAAGAACGAGACCCGCCCAUACCUCCGAAACCGAAACAAGAACCUGAAGAUAUCCUCGACAUUGAUCUAGAUUAUUCGUCAAUGGAAAGAAGGAAAUCUUGUCAGAGAAAAGAUUCAGAGAGGAGAAAGAAAGAGAAUUACAUCGUGGUACAAAGUGACCUGUGGGACACCAACACGUUCCAGUACACGUGCCAAAAGUCGCCGCAAUCAGCGCAUGCACACUCGCCAAUACAGCGAAGUGUAUCUGAGAAAAGUCGACAGCAGUCUUCACCUCGCCAUCACAGAGACAGUGAAACGAAAAACGAAAGGAGAGCAUCCAAUGCAUCAAUUAAUCAUACGGGUACAAUGAGGGUGGGAACACCAGAAGGAUAUCGAGAGGCUGAAACACUGCGAAUGACAGACCGGCUGUCUAAGCGUCGUGGCUCGGAGUUCCCUCAGCCAGUGAGCACUCCUCCGUAUCAGACCCUCACCAAGAGGAGACAGUCCACUGCACAGAUAAGGUAUCAAGAAGAGAAGCCGGAGAGAAUAGAAGUGCAGAAGAAAGAAGAGCGGAAAAUUCUGGAAAAGACUAAAGAGAUACAGGAAGAUAACUGGAAGCCAGAUCCUGAUACUAUUAGAGUUUCUAAAGGCCAAGAAUCCCCAGCAAAGCGUCUCCGGCAAGAAGCCGAACCGCUCAAACGAGCAAACGAAGCCCGUCUCUCACAAGCCGCACCGACCCGAGUAUCACAAACACAAGUGCCACAGGCACAGGUGCCACAAACAAAAGUGCCACAGUCACAAGUGCCACAAACACCGUAUGUGCCACAAGUGCCAACAACUCGUGCGCACGCGCAUCCGCCACAUCAUAAGAGUAGUCCUAAUGUUGCUGCGCGGAAGAGUGAAUCAGCAAGUACCCGCGAAGAGCGCAAAUCGUACACACGCGACUCCAAGCGACAAGACUCCGACCGCAAAAUGUACACAGCCAGUUCCGAAUCAGAACUAUUCGAGUACGCCAUACUUCCGAUAUUCCAGAAACUUCUCACAGAACGACAUAAGAGCCAACCACACGGUUUAAACCUUAGUUAUGGCGUCAGUUGUCCGAAUAUAUCGAUAAAAUGCGAUAUCGUUGAAUAUCUGUAGCUUUUGACUGAUUUUUUUAUCUGUGCGCCAUUUUUAAACGCG
This is a messenger RNA of Colias croceus (clouded yellow), 4345 nucleotides long. It is a transcript of the gene GABA-B-R2, whose product is annotated as gamma-aminobutyric acid type B receptor subunit 2. Gene Ontology annotation, molecular function: G protein-coupled GABA receptor activity. Gene Ontology annotation, biological process: G protein-coupled receptor signaling pathway; gamma-aminobutyric acid signaling pathway. Bases 149 to 4303 code for a protein of 1384 amino acids. The record is from RefSeq and is a predicted model, not a curated record. Gene Ontology annotation, cellular component: membrane; G protein-coupled receptor heterodimeric complex. Lineage: Eukaryota; Metazoa; Arthropoda; Insecta; Lepidoptera; Pieridae. The transcript has 32 exons.